Molecule: messenger RNA, 4656 nt
Organism: Sciurus carolinensis (gray squirrel)
Lineage: Eukaryota; Metazoa; Chordata; Mammalia; Rodentia; Sciuridae
Gene: Sema3g
Product: semaphorin 3G
Exons: 16
Coding region: 41-2368 (775 amino acids)
Biological process (GO): semaphorin-plexin signaling pathway; axon guidance; neural crest cell migration
Molecular function (GO): semaphorin receptor binding; chemorepellent activity
Source: RefSeq, a predicted model, not a curated record
GGCAGCGGGACCAGAGGGCGGCUCCCGUUCAUUCCCCAGCAUGGCCCCCUUGGCCUGGGCUAUCUGCUGCUUCCUGGGGGGCCUCCUGAUCAGUGGGGGCAGCCCCAGCCCCAGCGUGCCCCGCCUGCGACUCUCCUACCGAGAUCUCCUGUCUGCCAACCGCUCUGCCAUCUUUCUGGGCCCCCGAGGCUCCCUGGACCUCCGGUCCAUGUACCUGGAUGAGUACCGGGACCGCCUCUUUCUGGGGGGCCGUGAUGCCCUCUAUUCUCUGCGGCUGGACCAGGCAUGGCCAGACCCUCGGGAGGUCCUGUGGCCACCCCAGCCAGGCCAGAGGGAAGAAUGUGUUCGAAAGGGAAGAGAUCCUCUGAUGGAAUGUGCCAACUUUGUACGGGUGCUACAGCCCCACAACCGGACCCACCUGUUGGCAUGUGGCACUGGGGCCUUCCAGCCCACUUGUGCCCUCAUCACGGUUGGGCAUCGUGGGGAGCAUGUGCUCCACCUGGAGCCCAGCAGUGUGGAAAGUGGACGCGGGAGGUGCCCGCACGAGCCCAGCCGUCCCUUCGCCAGCACCUUUGUAGGUGGGGAGCUGUACACAGGCCUCACUGCUGACUUCCUGGGGCGUGAGGCCAUGAUCUUCCGAAGUGGGGGUCCCCGGCCAGCACUGCGUUCUGACUCUGACCAGAGCCUUCUGCACGAGCCCCGAUUUGUGAUGGCCACACGGAUCCCUGACAACUCUGACCAGGAUAAUGAUAAGGUGUACUUCUUCUUCUCGGAGACCGUCCCUUCGCCCGAUGGUGGCCCGGGCCGUGUCACUGUCAGCCGUGUGGGCCGUGUCUGUGUGAAUGAUGCUGGUGGCCAGCGGGUGCUGGUGAACAAGUGGAGCACCUUCCUCAAAGCCAGGCUGGUCUGCUCUGUGCCCGGCCCUGGUGGUGCUGAGACCCACUUUGACCAGCUGGAGGACGUGUUCCUGCUGUGGCCCAAGGCAGGGAAGAGCCUGGAGGUGUACGCGCUAUUCAGCACCGUCAGUGCUGUGUUCCAGGGCUUUGCCGUCUGUGUGUAUCACAUGGCAGACAUCUGGGAGGUCUUCAACGGGCCUUUUGCCCACCGCGAUGGUCCUCAGCACCAGUGGGGGCCCUAUGGGGGCAGGGUGCCCUUCCCUCGCCCUGGCGUGUGCCCCAGUAAGAUGACUGCACAGCCAGGACGACCCUUUGGCAGCACUAAGGACUACCCAGACGAGGUGCUGCAGUUUGCCCGAGCCCACCCACUCAUGUUCUGGCCUGUGCGGCCUCGGCGUGGCCGCCCUGUCCUCAUCAAGACUAAUCUGGCCCAGCGGUUGAGCCAGAUUGUGGUAGACCGUGUGGAGGCAGAAGAUGGGACCUAUGACGUCAUCUUCCUAGGGACAGACUCAGGCUCUGUGCUCAAACUCAUCGCCCUCCAGGCUGGGGGCUCAGGGGAGCCCGAGGAAGUGGUUCUGGAGGAGCUCCAGGUGUUUAAGGUGCCAACACCCAUCACUGAAAUGGAGAUCUCUGUCAAAAGGCAAAUGCUGUAUGUGGGCUCUCAACUGGGCGUGGCUCAGCUGCGACUGCACCAGUGUGAGACCUAUGGAAGUGCCUGUGCCGAGUGCUGCCUGGCCCGGGACCCAUACUGCGCCUGGGAUGGCACCUCCUGUACCCGCUACCGCCCCAGCCCUGGCAAGCGUCGGUUCCGCCGGCAGGAUAUCCGGCACGGCAACCCUGCCCUACAAUGCCUGGGCCAUGGCCAGGAUGAGGAAACUUCAGGACUGGUGGCCACCAGGAUCUAUGGCACAGAGCACAACAGCACCUUCCUGGAGUGCCUGCCCAAGUCUCCCCAGGCUGCUGUGCGCUGGUUCUUGCAGAGGCCAGAGGAUGAGGGCCCUGACCAGGUAAAGACAGAUGAGCGGGUCCUGCAAACGGAGCAGGGGCUGCUGUUCCGCAGGCUCAGCCGCCUCGAUGCGGGUACCUACACCUGCACAACGCUGGAGCAUGGCUUCUCCCAGACUGUGGUCCGUCUGGCUCUGGAGGUGAUUGUGGCCACACAGCUGGACAGCCUGUUCCUUGGGGAGCCAAGACUGGAGGAGCCCCCUGCUCGGGGAGGCCUGGCCUCUACUCUGCCCAAGGCUUGGUAUAAGGACAUCCUGCAGCUCACUGGCUUCGCCAACCUGCCUCGAGUGGAUGAGUACUGUGAGCGUGUGUGGUGCCCCGGCAUUGGGGAGCGCUCGGGCUCCUUCCGGAGCCGGGGGAAGCAGGCCAAAGGCAAGAGCUGGGCAGGGCUGGAGCUGGGCAAGAAGGUGAAGAGCCGGGUGCAGGUCGAGCGCAACCGGACGCCCCGGGAGGUGGAAGCCACGUAGAAGUGGAAGGGGUGGUCAGGAUGGGCCAGGGCAUCCGGCAGCAACCCCCAGCAUCUCCGACCCACCCAGCUAGGGCAAGGGGCGCCAGGAUGCCUGACUGCCUCUUAGAGAUGGGAAUCUCUGCUACCCACAGGAAGGGCUGGGGGCCUGAAGGAGGGGCCCUGUGCCUGAGGCCUGUUCCCUGCCCCUCUUUAUGUUCUCCUUCUCAGAACGGAGCUGGCACCCUCUAGCCCCUGGCAGCCCCAAGGGGACUGCCAUUUGUUCUCAGAGAUGGCCUGGAUUCCGGAAUUAUUCCGGGUGUGCCCAGAGGCGAGAGGGUUGGGUGGUUCUUUCCCAGCCUGCAGAACAAUGGCUAUUCUGAGUGACCUUCAGUGGGUGGCUCUAGGUGGUGUCUGGGCAGAGGCCCUCAGGCGGCUAGAAGAGAGUAGCGGUGCCUCUUGACCUCCCAUCUGUUAAGAAGAGCCUACCCUGACCAGGUUGCGGAGGGCAGGUGGAGGUGCUGAGGAGUUGGAGCAUCAGUACCUUACCUCUUCCCGCCCUGAUACCUUGGCAUUUCCUUGCCACUGCCCACCACCUCAUCUGUAUCUUGGAGUUACAGAGGGUGGAUUUCUGAGACCUAGGGGUGGUCCAGGUCUUAGGCUUCACUUUAUAAACCCGAGAGAGGGCUCUCACAGCCUGACCUUCUUUCUCCAGGCACUGAAGUGUUAUGCCAGGUUUCUGGGGUGGCCACACCUCCUGAUGGGAUUCCCCUCCUCGCCAUCAGGGUCCCAUAUUGAGGAGCUGGAAGAAGGGAAUGUUAGUCCUCACCUCUGGAUUAGAGAUGGAGACAAGGAGCUGGAGAACUAUGGGGUUGGGAAGAGCAGGCUGUCUUUUCCAGGGUAAUACAGAAGGGGUAGGAAUGUACAGUCUCUGCAAGCUACAGCCUGAGGUCAGGAUUGGGGUCAGGGCUUUGACCAGGGCCACAGAAAAUUGAGGUCAUCAAGAUGAAGAGAGGGUGGGAGACCAUCAGGAUGAGCUAUGGACCCGGGCCUAGGUGUCCUCAAGAGGGUAUCAAUUAGUUCAGGAGCCACACUGGGAAGGUCAGUUUUUCCCUGAGAUCUGUAUUUUCUGCUAAGUAAGGUUUGGGCCUGAGCAGUUCUUUUAUAAGUCUUUUUUUUUUUUUUUUCUUUUCUGAUUUUUUUUUUCUCUUUCAGUGCUAGAGAUGAACACAGGGCCUUGUGAAUGAGCUAGGCAAGCGCUCUACCACUGAGCUACACCCCCAACCCUCCUUUUUUUCUUUUAAGGGAAAAAAAUGUAGAGAGAAUAGCUGCUAAGAACUGUAAGUCCUGCUGGUCCUUGGGUUGAGGCUCAGAUGGCAAGGACACAUUUUGCUUGGGCAUGUAGGGGAGUUGUUUUUGCCAUCAGCAGUUUCUCAGGCUGGGGAGCACAGAGGAGGAGGAGGAUAACUAAAUGAAAAGUUGUUCCCAGGCUGCACACGAACAAGUUAGUGACGCACAAAACCAACAGCAGACAAGGGCAUCAACUCUGAGAUUCCCUCCUUCAAAAAACCAAGAUGAAGAAACAAAGGAGGAAAAAGAAAAAGCAAGUUAGGCUUCCUGCCCUACUGAAACUCCAUCGUGAAGGGCCUUGGGCUUUAAUCUCCCUCACCCUGACACCACCAAAGCAUGGGAACCCGAAAUAGCUCCCCUUGCUUCCCUUUGAUUAUAUGAGGUUAACCUAACAACAUCUCGAGGAUUCUUUCUGCCUGGGGUGCUGUCUUGCCAUAUUAGCAGGUAAAUAGAGGAGGGGAUGGUAGAAGAAAGAAGGAAUGGGAGACUGAGAUGAAAGAGUUGGAGGAGAGAGUGCAGACCUCCAGGAGGGGGUUUCCGAGUCGCAGCCUGCUCUGCCCUCUUUCCCUGGGAAGCCACAAAGAGAUGACCAGGCUCUCGGUGACUGGACCUGGGCUGGGCAAGCUCCAGGCACGGUCCUCUGGAGAAGUCACCCUGGAAAAUGGAGGGAGCAUUGUACACUUGCACUUGGGAAAUGUGGACGGCUUCUACCAAUUGCCACCCUUCCAUGGUACUGUAUGUUAUUAAUUCCUGGAAAUGCCCUCUAUGGAUGAAUUCUAUUUUUGUGUUCCUAUAUUGAGAUGGGCCUUGUGGCUUCUCUGUCUUCAGAGCAGACUUCUUGUAUUGUUAUUUUUAUUGUUGUGACUGCUCUGAGUUCUAGUAAGGAAAGCAAGAGCCUCCCAGGAAAGGGAUGAAGUUAAUAUUUAUAUCACAUAAUUAUAUUGUUAUUAUAUCUGUGUA